This is a messenger RNA of Prunus avium (sweet cherry), 1696 nucleotides long. It is a transcript of the gene HB23, whose product is annotated as homeobox protein 23. Gene Ontology annotation, molecular function: transcription cis-regulatory region binding; DNA-binding transcription factor activity. Gene Ontology annotation, biological process: regulation of DNA-templated transcription; regulation of developmental process. Lineage: Eukaryota; Viridiplantae; Streptophyta; Magnoliopsida; Rosales; Rosaceae. Gene Ontology annotation, cellular component: nucleus. The record is from RefSeq and is a predicted model, not a curated record.
GACAACCACAAAACCCAGAUUUUUAUUAUCGACAGUCAUCACUGCUCAUCAUCAUCAUCCUCUCAGCUAAGCUCCUUCUCCCUUCUCCUUCUCCCCAAAAGCUACCAUCUUUCUCACUCCUCCUUAUUUUUUUCUUCUCUUUCUUCACACCCUCUGAGCUCCCAUGGCUGCUCAAAGCAAUAAUCUGUAUAAAAAUCUAACCCUAACCCCUUAAAGGAGCUGCCUUUUUAGCUUUUCUCUGUUUCAUUUUUUGACUUUGUGCACUAUUUUUUGGACACCUUAGAUGUUCGAGCGAUGGAUAUAACCCCUUCCAUCACCACCACCACCAACAACACCACCAGCACAAAAUCCCCGGAAGCAGACAGCGAAACCCCGACCCGGAUCCAACCCGCGAAGCCUUUGUCCUUCAGCAACGGCGUCCUCAAGCGCCAACCGGUCAUCGUCACCUACAAAGAAUGCCUGAAGAACCACGCAGCCACCUUGGGCGGCCACGCUCUCGACGGCUGCGGCGAGUUCAUGCCCUCUCCAACCGCCAUACCCACGGACCCCACCUCGCUAAAAUGCGCUGCAUGCGGCUGCCACCGCAAUUUCCACCGCCGUGACCCCGAAGACCCCAUGCCGCCAUCCGCCGCCGCCGCCACGACGCACGUCAUCGAGUACCAGCCCCACCAUCGCCACCAUCCUCCACCGCCGACGCACGGAGGCAAUCGAAGCCCCAAUUCGUCUUCCCCGCCGCCGAUCUCGUCCACUUACUACCCUUCUGCCCCCCACAUGCUCUUGGCUCUUUCGACGGCUCAUGAAAACGCUUUGGGCGGUCCUAAUAACAAUCAUAGUCCUCAACCCCCAAUUGUUUCGCCGAGCCCGAACGCGAGGAAGCGGUUCAGGACCAAGUUCAGCCAGGAGCAGAAGGACAAGAUGUACCAAUUUGCAGAGAGGGUAGGGUGGAAGAUGCAGAAGCGGGACGAGGAGAUUGUGCAGGAGUUUUGCAAUGAGAUUAAUGUGGACAAAGGGGUUCUCAAGGUUUGGAUGCACAACAAUAAGAACACCUUCGCCAAAAGAGACGUCAUCAAUGGCAGUGGCGGUGGGAUUAGCAGACCCAACAUUCUGCUUGAGCAAGCUCACAACAACGGCAACGGCAACGGCAACGGCAACGGCAACAACAACGACGAUGAUGAAAAUGAAGAACAAAACGACGACAACAACACCAACAACAACAGCGAUAUGCAGAACUUAAAUCACUACCAGGGUACUGAUGGUGGUGCGGCGGGACAUGUUGGCACCAAUGGGUCGUCGUCUUCUUCUUGAUCCUUUUGAUGAAUAAUAAGGAGUUUAGCAGUAGAGUAAGACCAGUACUAUUAAUUAAUUACUUAAUUAGUUGCUCUCUCUCUUAAUUUUCUUUUUUUCUUUCUUUCUUUCUCAUUGUGUUUAGUUUAAUUAAUGAGACGAUCAUCACUUCACUUUGUUGAGGAUAACCUGGGAUGGGAGAGAUUGAUUGAUCCAAAAAAGGGAAUUAAUUUGCAUAUCUUCUGUUAGUUUUUCAUAGCUUCAUUACUCAUCCCAUCUCUAUAUGUUUUGAUAUUAGCAAUUUCAUCCCCUGAUAUAAUUUAUUUCUUCUUUGUGUAUUAAUCAUGUGAAGCUGCUUAGUUUAUUUGUGGAACCCCAAAAACAAAAAAGUAAUGAAUUUUUUUAAUGUUCA